Haliotis rubra (blacklip abalone) is the source of this 1419-nucleotide messenger RNA. RefSeq lists its product as uncharacterized. The transcript is spliced from 4 exons. Gene Ontology annotation, biological process: transmembrane transport. Bases 157 to 1419 code for a protein of 420 amino acids. The record is from RefSeq and is a predicted model, not a curated record. NCBI's taxonomy places the organism in Eukaryota, Metazoa, Mollusca, Gastropoda, Lepetellida, Haliotidae.
AAACUCACUCCCUCCUACUGGCUUGUGUAUUGUCAUUUUAAUAUAUCAUGCACCACAUAGCACGCAGUCUGGUGAACAGACGGAUUCAUCUAAAUGUUGAUUAAUAUCAAUAAUUCCUAGUGAUUCACUGCCGAGCACUCGGGUUGUAUUUGAAGAAUGACAGCCAGGGAUAUCUCCAACCUCAACCGCAUCAUCUACACGUCAGUGCUGUUUGGUGCAGCCUUUGCUACGAUGACAACAACGUUGAUCGGAGUAACCUUACCCGACAUCCAAUGUUUGCUGGGCGUGGACCUGAAGACAUCCAGCUCCCUCCUGUUUGCCUAUGGUUUAGGUCUGUGCUGUAGUAGCCUGACUGUACAUUUCAUCAAGGACAAGAUGGAUACUUGUCUGUUCCUGGCGACAAUAUUGGUAUUGAACGCUGUGGUUAUUGCUGCUGUACCCACGUCUCCGUUCUUGUGGCUGACCAUCUUCUUGCUCCUCAUUGCUGGCUGGUGUACAGGAAUGUGUAUAUUUAUUCGAACUUUACACUGCUUCGUCAUAUGGCCAGACAACGCUUUUGUCGUGUCCUUAGUACAAUCAGGAGCGUCCCUUAACACAAUAAGUGUCCCCAUUGUGUCUAAUCUCUUCAGGCACAGUCGACAGGGCAUUGGUGCGGACGAAGCGUUCUGCAACACGACAACAACUCAUCCUAACUCAGAACAGAGGUGCAACGGUUUUAAUACGAUACAAUACCCCUUCAUAAUCAUGUCAGGAUUAAGUCUCCUUGUGUCCUCAGGCCUAAUGGGUUGUUACAAUACUAUCUUGAAGGAAGGCGACGUUAUGGAAGUACCCCCAUCAAUAAAAAGGAAACCAGCAGUCAACAGAAGCACAAGUCCCAUGUUUAUGUGUUUAACAAUGUGCUUUACCUUCACCUGCUCUACUUGUAAUGUAUCCUUUCAAGAGCUCUUCGUAACCUUUGGAAUUUGCACUCAACUGAACCUGGGUCUCAGCGACAUGUCCAUGAUGUAUUCUGUGUUUUCUGCCACCGCCCUCCUCAGCAGAUUAGGCAGUGUCGUCCUCUCAGCUAGGUUAAGUCUUGACAUGGUGAUGGUACUCUUCGUUUUGCUUUCCGGAGUAACAUCUGUUCUGUUCCUCAUAUUUAAGGACACAAGUAUCAUCAUGAUGUGGACAAACAGUCUUCUGUUUGCUGUCGGAAUAGGUCCCCUAUUCCCUGGAUGUCUGGCAUGGGUACAGGAGAACACGGAUGGAUCACCCCGAUUUCUGAAUGUGGUUCUAUUUUCCGACUACAUUGCCUUUUUUGAUCAGUCCCGCCAUAUGUGGCCUGAUGAUGAGUAUGAUUGGUGCCGAUGCCUUUGUAUACAUGGUUUCCGGUGCAGGUUUACUUCAGUGUGGGUUGUUUAUCUUUAUGUCUUACGAUAA